Prorocentrum cordatum is the source of this 770-nucleotide messenger RNA. Lineage: Eukaryota; Dinophyceae; Prorocentrales; Prorocentraceae. The record is from the annotation of a GenBank genome assembly.
GGGAGCAGGGCAAGGCUGUCUUUUCCCUGGUCGGCCAGGCCGCCGAGGCGGGGGCGGCGCUGCGGCCGGGCGGGCCGAUCGGCUCGGAGGAUCUUGGCCGACGUGCGCUCGGGCGCGCGUGCCGCUUCCUCGAGGAGCUGCUGGCACUGCCGGCCCACCAGGCCGAGGCAGACUCUCCCGUGGCUCACUUCACGCCGACCCCGCCGGGCGGGCCCGCCGCCCCCGGGCGCAUGGGCCUCGGCCUGCACCUGGACACCAACCACCGGCCCAUGCGGUGCGCCACGGGCAUCCUGUACCUGACCACGCUGGCCCCGUCGGGGGACGGGGCCACGGUCUUCCCCUGCGCGGAGCCCUGCGGGCCCUGCGGGAGCCCGGCCUCCGGUGGCGCGGGCGCGGGCGCGGCCGCUGCCAGCGAGCGGGCCGCGCGCGCGCUCGCGCAGCGGCCGUGGCGCGGCCCGUGCGCCAGUGGCGGCGGGGCCGCUGGCGCACUGGGGCCGCCCUUCCAGCACACCGGGCCGGCCCUGCAGCGCGAGGGGUCCUCGGCGGCGGCCGCCGCCGAGCUGCUCGCGGCCGCGGAGGGGCGCAGGGGCCUGAGCUCGGCUGCGCGCAGGAGGGGCCCCCCGGCUCAGAGGAGGGCGACUUUGCGGCCGGCGGCGGUGGUGCAGCCCCGGGGUGCUCUCCGGCGGCUGCGCCUCGCCGGCAGCGUUCCGGGGGGUGCCGGAAUGGCCCCAGACGGCCGCCGGAGGCCCGAGUUACGGUCAGCCCGCGUG